UAUAUAUAUAUAUAAAUAUUGAAAAGAAUUAUAUAUGGGAGUGUAUAUAUAUAUGAGAAAUAAAUCUCAGCCUUUUGUAUUAACUUACCAGCAAGAUAUAGGCAAGAAAUUGUGAGAAAUGUGAAAGCAUAGUAUUCAAAGUCAUGCUUAUAGACCCAGUACAAGACCCUUAAUUCUUAACAGCUGUUUCUUCCUCAUUCUCCUUCUAGACUUCCAAACCCCAAAAAGUACAGACAGCUAAGAAACAUGAAAUCAACUCAUCAUCAUCAUCAUCAUCAUACUACUACCGGUUCUUCUUCUCAAAUUUCCAAGACAUCUAAUCAUAAUAAUUUCCCUUUUGACAAUCUUUCUCCAAAGAAAGACUCUGAAGACGAUGAUGAUCAGGAUCAAGAACUUGAUCGUGGGGAAGCGGACAGGAUAAUUCACGGGCCGAGUUCAAGCAACAGCAGCUCAUCAGUUGAUGAAGAGAAGGAAAUUAAUGGUGGAUUGAAGAAGACGAAGAAUCCCGGAGAGGGAGGAUCAGGAUCAUCGUCAUCUGUAAGGCAGUAUGUUCGUUCUAACAUGCCGAGACUCAGGUGGACUCCUGAGCUCCAUCUUUGCUUUGUUCAUGCUGUUGAAAGACUGGGAGGGCAAGAAAGAGCAACACCCAAGUUGGUUCUUCAAUUGAUGAACAUCAAAGGCCUUAGCAUAGCUCAUGUCAAGAGCCAUCUACAGAUGUACAGAAGCAAGAAGAUAAGCGAGUACCCAAAUCAAGCAACAACAGAUCAAGGGUUUUUGUUUGAAGGUGGAGAUUCUCACGUUUACAACCUUAGCCAACUCUCCAUGCUGCAAAAUUUUAAUCCAAGACCCAGUUCUUCUUCUACUUUAAGAUAUAGUGAUCCUUCAUGGAGAAAUAUUCACGGAGUACAAAACCAGAUUGACAGCCCUAAUUAUAGUUACAAGGUUGGAACUUCAUUAAUGGAUAGAGCCAGAUUAGGGUUUGGCAAUGGUGCUAAUUUAGUACUACCUGCACAGAAAAUAUAUGGAAACAACAAGACCAAUUACAAUUCCCAUCUGGGUAAUUCUUGGUUCAAUUCAGAAGCUGAUAGAAAAUUCAGAAGAAGCAGAAGUGAAAUUUCUCUGGAGACAUUCCGGUCUUUUGGCCGGGAGGAUAAGACAGAACCGGAGUCUUUAUUCGAGUCGAGGAAUGCAUCGGCUAGGUCAUGUUUUCGAGUACAAAGGUUUCCGUCAUUUAAUAGAAUCUCCGAAGAUCAAAACCUACCGACGAGCCUAACGAAACAUUCCGAAAAUCAGCUUAUCAUAAAUGAUCAGAGACAAGCAGGUCAUAAUUAUGAUCAUCAAGCUGCAAUAGUGACAAAUUACUUGGAGAAUUACAACAGUAGGUCGUCAUAUAUGAUUAAUAAUACUAACAGCUGGCCAUCAUCAUUGAAGCAAUUAAGGAUUCAAGAAAGACAAAAUCUUUUCUCGAAAAGGAAGGCCAGCUCGGAUUCAGGUUCAGACGCAUUGGACUUGAAUUUAUCUCUCAAAGUAACAGAAAACAUUAAUGAUGAUCAAAAUAAUAAUCACGGUGAUAGUGACGAGAGUAACAAUGAUGAUCGAGUAAUUGAUAGUACAUUGUCACUUUCUUUGUCUUCUUCUUCGUCUUCGAAGAAACGACUGCACAACAGGUCACUUAAGGAAGGAGAUGAUGAUGAUGGGAAUGAUGAGGAUAAUGGGAAGAUGAAGAUACAUACAAGGGUAGCAAGUAGAAGUAGUACCGAUCUGGAUCUGACUUUGUGAAUGCAGACAAAUUGUUGUAAGUGAGAUUUCUUGAUCAUAGAUGUACUAAAUUAAUUAAUUAAUGACAACUAAUUAAUUAAUUAAUGAUAAGUAAGUUAAGAAGUUUAUUAAUGAUUCAUGUUACUCAUCCAUCCAGUACAAAUACAU
Carica papaya (papaya) is the source of this 1926-nucleotide messenger RNA. Its product is annotated as Homeodomain-like superfamily protein. Gene Ontology annotation, biological process: regulation of DNA-templated transcription; abaxial cell fate specification. NCBI's taxonomy places the organism in Eukaryota, Viridiplantae, Streptophyta, Magnoliopsida, Brassicales, Caricaceae. Gene Ontology annotation, molecular function: transcription cis-regulatory region binding. The record is from RefSeq and is a predicted model, not a curated record.